AUCACAUAACGAAAAGGCCAUAACCAAGUUUUUCAUUGACGCAUUGGCUGCAGAAUUCAUUUAUACAUGUUUUUAUGUGCAAUUUGAAAUCAUCUAUUCUAUGUUACUAUUUAAUCCAGCUACAGUGGAAUAUCAUAAAGUGCCCUUUUUCAAUAUCAGAACGUGGCUGAAGUCGGCAAUAUAGAUAACCAUUAUAUCAGCCACACUUAAGUUAUCAGUGCUUCUUUUCGUAUGAGAUUAGCCAGUCGUGCAAAGUAAUCAAAUGAAAUCAGUCAUCUGAACUAAACGUGUGAUCAACAUGAAGAAAAUUGUAAUAUUCGGUGGAACUGGUACGACCGGUCAAUGUGCCGUAAAGUAUGCUCUGGAAAAGGGUCUCAAAGUUCGGCUGAUGGUACGUAAUGAAGGUACUGUUCCAGAAUCGUUUAAGGGUGAGGUAGAAGUGGUUAAAGGAGAUGUGGUUAACCCUAUCGACGUCUCCAAUGCAAUAAAUGGUCAAGAUCUUGUAUGUGUUGCUUUGGGGACACGCAACGACCUAAAGCCCACGACUGAACUAUCAACUGGCAUGCAGAACAUUGUUGAUGCCAUGAAAACUACAGGUAUCAAACAGGUAUCCAUCUGCUUAUCAACGUUCUUGUUUUUCGAAAAGGACAAGGUUCCAAAAAUCUUUACGGAUCUGAACGCCGAGCACGGACGGAUGUUGGAUGUAGUAAAGGCAUCCGGGUUAGAAUAUCGUGCCAUCUUUCCACCGCAUAUAGCUGAUGAGCCUGCUGGAGAGUACAUCACUGCCUACGAUAAAUCGCCAGGUGUAAGCCGUUCUAUCUCAAAACAUGAUUUGGGAAAAUUCUUGAUUGAGUCGCUGUUUGACGAACGACAUGCUGGAAAACUUAUUGGAAUCUGCACGAAACCUGCUUGUUGAAGAGCAAUAAAAAAUCUUCCUUUACCUGGCAUAAGAUAUACAAAUGUAACCCACAGGGUAUAGUGAGCUAAUAAAUUUGAUUUGACUCUUAAACUAAUCAA
Molecule: messenger RNA, 1017 nt
Organism: Topomyia yanbarensis
Lineage: Eukaryota; Metazoa; Arthropoda; Insecta; Diptera; Culicidae
Product: flavin reductase (NADPH)
Exons: 1
Coding region: 299-916 (205 amino acids)
Source: RefSeq, a predicted model, not a curated record